Molecule: messenger RNA, 633 nt
Organism: Prunus persica (peach)
Lineage: Eukaryota; Viridiplantae; Streptophyta; Magnoliopsida; Rosales; Rosaceae
Product: probable calcium-binding protein CML27
Exons: 2
Coding region: 1-633 (210 amino acids)
Molecular function (GO): calcium ion binding
Source: RefSeq, a predicted model, not a curated record
AUGCUCAUCCUGAUGGAUCAAAAACUCUCCAAGUUGAUCCACCAAAAACUUCUUGACAUCAUUGAUCACAACAUCUAUGCUGUAAGUGAGGAGAAUCCCGUGGCAGACGCGGCGAUCCUCCUGAAUUCGAAUAUCAAGAACUCUGGUGCCUUUCACAAGCUGCUGGUAGAUGGACAAAGAUUGGCAUUGAGCAAAAGGCCUAGUGAUGGCUGGAAAUCCAAUCUUGUUAACGGAACCUCAAAAUCCGUCGACACCAAGCUAGUUGUCACCGACGAGUUUCAGAGAGUCUUCAAAAGCUUCGACGCCAAUGGUGACGGCAAGAUCUCCGUCUCCGAGCUCGGCAACAUGCUCAAGGCCCUCGGCUCCAGCGUCUCUGCCGAUGAGCUUCAGCGUGUCAUGGGCGAUCUCGACACCGACCGCGACGACUUCACUUGCCUCGAUGAGUUCAACGCCUUCUGGGUCUCCGGCUCCAGGGACGGCAACGCCGCCGAGCUUCGCGACGCCUUCGAUCUCUACGACCAGGACCGCAACGGCCUCAUCUCGGCCAACGAGCUCCAUUUGGUGCUCAAUCAACUCCAAAUGACUUGUAGCCUCGAAGAUUGCAAUCGGAUGAUCAAGUCCGGUGAUGUCUGA